UUUUUCUCCUCUUGUGAAUAGAUUUUCUCUGACAAGAUUGGGAAGUUUUCUUUUAGAGUUGGAGAAAUGUGAAAAGGCUCAGAAAUUUUCAACUGAGAAUAAGUCCAUGGUGUUUCAUGUGCAGACCAAUGUUCUCUGUGCUUCUCGUUAAGUCCUGGUAGUGAUAUUAGGAAUUUUGAGAUAUACCUUGAGCCAAAGUGGGAGACCAUGUUCAGUGCAGCUGGUUGGUGCCCAGUGCCCCCUCCCCCCCCAACAAUCUCAUAUCCAAAUGCAGAUGAUGCAGCAUCUCGAAUGCCAAGAAGAAUUCCACUUAGCCCCCCCCAGAUGCCAAAGCCAGACUUCCAAAUCAUGGAACAAGUUCUAAACUUUCAUGGGCAGCAACUGAAGAAAAUUUUGGAUGAUGAGCAUGGAGAGUUAAUGCAGCUCUUCCCAAACAAGAACUCACUUGACUUCCAUGUAUAUCAGCAACGAGUGAAAGAGCUUGGGAUGGAGGACAGGGGGAAGCGUCUAAAGCUCCAUCAGUUCAUAUCCAGCAAGCUCUGUGAUUUAUAUAUUCCCCUGUCAAAAGAGGAAGAACAGAAGAAAUCUCUGAUUGAACUUUGCACUCAGAGUGUCAAAGAUGCAUAUGCUGUAAUGCCACCAUUAGAACAUUUUCUUCGUAUCUCAAAACACGAGCGAAAAGAUCGCAUCCUUGAGGGACUUGAGAAGGGGGAUCUUGUUGUGGGAACAGUAUUCCACAGCAUUCAUCAGAAGUAUCUGAUUCGAGUGCAUGCCCUUGAUGGACCAAAAGCACGUUUCAUCUCAGAUAUCAAUCUUAAGGGGUCCCUGCAUGUCCAAAGUAUUCCCCCUGGCCAAGAGGCCCUUGAGACUGGGACGCUGAUCAGAUGUGAAGUCCUUCAAGUUCAUAGCUUGGAAAACAUUAUUUGUGGCCUGCUUGGUCAGUUUGUUUCACCUGAGCUGGCCUAUCAGUAUAAAUUGGGCAUCAUCUCAGAAACAGACUUGCCAAAGUCAUUUCGAUUGGGAUUGAACCUAACUGCAAAUGAUACUUAUGACAGCUUUCUUCAUUCCAACUUUCCUUUCAAUCAUCCUGGCAAUGUUGGGCUCCUUUGUCGCUGCUUUGGUCUAGAUGAAACUUCACCCCCAACUCUCAUCGAGUCCUUGCAGAAAAACUUUCCUGAAGAGCAAAUGGCAAAGGCCUUGCAUGAGCGUCAAGCUUCAGCCUGGGCCCGCUCCAAGGUCAAGCAAGGUAUCACUUAUUUGAAAGAGGGAAAAUAUACAGAAGCAUUCCAAAUGUUUAACACAGCCCUUCAGACCCAUCCAGAGAGUGUGGAUGCUUAUGUUGCCCGUGGUGCCUUGUUUUUCAAUCGGGGAAAUUUCAAAAAGGCAGAAGAGGAUUUCAGGAAAGCCUUGGACAUUGAUCCAAGUCACACGAAUGGGCGAAAGUACUACUUUGAGACCCUUAUCAACCUUGGGGAUCAGUAUAAGGAAGCAAAGGAUUUUGAUGCAGCUCGUAAAUGCUAUGAGAAAGUACUCAGCCUGAGUCCUCAGCAUCACAAGGCUGUGGAAGCCAUGCAGAAAAUGAAUCAGAGGAAGAUAGAAGAGGGGCUGCAGGGCCUUGACACAAAGGAAAAGCUGAAGAAACUCAUUAAGGAGGAGGAGGGGGAAGAAGAAGAAAAGAAACAGAAGAAAAGGGAGAAGCUAGACAAGGAAGACAUGUGGAUAUCGUCUUCAUCUCCAUCAUCUGAUUCUUCAUCUGAAUCUUUGGACAGCUCAUCCUCUUCACAUUCCUCUUCUGAUCGGAAAGGGCGACGUUUUAAAUCCAAGAGGAGACGCUCAUCCAGAAGUGAGAAAAGGCAGAAGAAAAAGAAGAAAAGAAGAGAGUAUCAAAGAAGGAAAAGGGAGAGAGGUAGCAAGAGGGAAGAAAUGGCAGAAGAGGUAAAGGAAGACAAAGAGAGAAAGCAAGAAGAUCUUCCAGUUUUGCAAGAAGUCCAGUCUCAAUCUCCCCCUCUGCAAGCCAUGAACCUUGCAUUUCCAAUUAAUUUGGCCUUUCCCCCACCGCCAAUCCCUGUUCCACCUCCUCUUCUCCUUAACAACAAUGCCAGUGGGGGUAUGUUUGGGCCAGGUUAUCCCAAAGUCCCAUUUUCAGGUGAUUCUCACUAUUCCAAGCCCCAGGACACUGAAUAUGAUGAGAAGGUGAGGAAGUUUUUAGAGCAAGUGUCACGUAAGGAAGAUGAGCAGAGUCGGAGUCGAUCAUAUCGUUCACGUUCUCCUUCUGCAUCUCCUUCAUCUCAUUGCAGGCACCAUUCUCGUGGUCAUAGCAGAGAAGUGUCAGAAGAUGGAAAGUCAAGGCACAGGAAACAUCAUCACCAUGGGUCAAGUGAGCAGAAGUCAAGGGAAAAGGAACGAGGGAGGGAAAAAGAGAAGGAGAAACAGAAGGGAAAGGGAAUGGAAAGAGAAGAAAUGGGGAAGGACAGGAAGAAGUAUGAAAGUAUCGAGAAGAAUGACAAGGAAGAAACAAAUAAUGAUGAGAAGGACAAGGAGAAGUAUGCAGCUUCUAUGGGAGACAUGCAUGUAAUGCAAGCAGAGUAUGUUCAGCUCCAGGUUGAGGAACUGAGUCGACGGGUUGAGGAACUCAUCAAGAACCCUGAAGCAAUCCUUGGGAAGAAGGGUUCCAUGAUUGAUGCUGAGGAUCGCUUCCUCUAUGGUGAGGAUGAAGAGAAGAGCAAGAAGGAAAAAGAUAAAGGGAAGGAAAAGGGAAGGAAGAAGAGAAAGAAGAAGCGGAGAGUUAGAGGAUCAAGUGAACAGAAGCACAAGAGUCGAUCUUCCUCUUCAAGCCUCUCUGUGUCCUCAUUCCACUCAUCAAGCAGCUCGUCUUCUGUGUCUAGGUCAUCUGAAUCUCUGCUUUAUGCCAAGAAGAGGAGGAAGGAGAAGAAAAAGCAUAGUGAAAAGAAACGGAAAAAGGAGAGAGAGAGGGGGAAAAGAGAUAAAGAGAAGAAGCGGGACAGAAAGGUGGGAGAAACUGUGCUAGAAGGCAAGAGGGCCAAGAAGCAGGAGGAAGAAGAAGACAAGGGAGUGAAGAAUCAAAAAGAUGAAGGCAAGUACUGCAAUGAUGAUCUGAGGAAGAUCUUUGACAUGUUUGGAGACUCACCAUUGCAAACUGAUCCUACUGUGUCAGGCAACAAAAAGGAACCAUUACUGAGGAUCACCCGAACAGUUGAUCUGACAUCUGAUUCAAAGGAGAAGCGGACAGUGAUGAUUCGUGAGGACACAGAUGAUGAGGAACCUGAGAAGAAAAAGGAAGAUACCCCUGAGAAAAAGAGAACAUUCACAGAAUGUGAAGGAGGAAUCCACUCAGGGAAGAGAGCCUUUACUGAAGCCAUUCCAUCCUCUAAACAACCCUUCAACAAUAAAGAGGUGAAAAGAGGUGGAGGAGAAGAGGAGGAGCAUGAAGGAGAAAGAGAGAGAAGGCCAUAUACAUUCCGAGGACGAAUGGGCUAUAAUCCUCGGUUUCAAGGAUACCGAGGACGCUGGCCAAGGUCAAGUCAACGUGGCUGGAACCCCCGUGGCAGAGGCCCUCGCUGGCGUGGAUCUGGUGUCUACAUCCCUCGUCGAAGGAGGUCUCAUUCAAGAGACCGCUACCAUCGUCGAUAUAGAUCUCGGUCACGUUCUCGAGACCAUCGCUCGCGUUCACGUUCCCGAGACAGGCACUCACGAUCGUGCUCCCAGAAAGAACUGUCACGAUCACGCUCUCGUGAUGAGCAGUCACGAUCCCACUCUCGAGAGCGACAAUCACGGUCAAACUCCCGUACUCAGUCCUCCCACAGACCUGUAGUUUCCAGAACAUCUCGCUGGGAGACAGAACCAACAGAUGAUGUAACACCCCCACGUCCCUCAGAAGCAAGAAUCAAUGCUCAAGAUGCAAUGGAGAAGCUGAAAAAGGAACAGGAGAGGCUGAGGUUGUUAACACAGGCAAAGCACCAAGAAGAACUUGAGCGGGCACAGCAGAUUGAGCUGGCACGACGGAAGAUCAAUGAACAACUAGAAAGCAUUGAUCAGGGGAAAGGACGGAAACCCAUUAGCAUGACACUGUCAGGAAAGAAGACUGCACUGGAGAUCAUGGCUGGCAAGUGGGCUGAUGAUGAAGAAGGAGGUGGCCUUGAGACCAAAGAGGGAGAAGUCAAGAGUGAAAGCAGAGGUGACAGUCCAGCGCCUGGGCUGGGACGUCGUGCUCCUGUUAUGAAGAGUCUUCAGGAAGUGGAAGAUUUCAUUCAGAAAUCCAAGGAAAUGCUGAAGAAGAGGCAGCAGGAUGUUGAAGACAAACCCAAGAAAUUUCUUAGGCCUAGUUUUCUCUGA
Darwinula stevensoni is the source of this 4353-nucleotide messenger RNA. The record is from the annotation of a GenBank genome assembly. Lineage: Eukaryota; Metazoa; Arthropoda; Ostracoda; Podocopida; Darwinulidae.